UGCUCGCACGCAACAAUGAAUCGCUUCUCGAUCAUCGUUCUUUUGUGCCUUUACACUACUUUCAAAAUCGCUGAAAAUCAAACCACAUUUGAUUGCACGGAGGCAGGUUUUUUCGAAAUCGUCGAUGGAACUUGCAAAAAUUACUUACUUUGUGUAGAUGACGGCGCGAAUCUCGUUCCAGUGAUAUUGUCGUGCGCCAGUAAUUCCAUAUUCGAUCCUGUUCAGGGUAGAUGCGUGUGUCAAUGCACAAAUACGUGCCAACAAUCGACGACAAUGGCACCAUCGACAACAGCAUCAUCAACAACGGCACCAUCGACAACGGCACCAUCGACCACCUCAGCACCACUCUGUGUGAGAUACGGCAGAUUCCCGAUACAGGACGUGAACUGUAAGAGUUAUUAUUUGUGCUACUGGAACGGCUCCAGUUACACCAUAAUGGAUAAUCUCUCGUGCCCGAAUACGCUGGUAUUUAAUCCAGAAACAGAAACAUGUGUAUCGCCACAGACGUUCACAUGUUCAGGGACAUCAGGAUAAUAGAACAUUACAAUCAUACUGCAUAUGUUUGCAGUCUAUAAGAUGCUAAUGUACUUCUACAAAAUCAUCGUGUAUCUUAAUGUAAAAAUAUUAACAAUUGUUAAAUUGUUUAUCAAAAUAACAAUGCAUAUU
Molecule: messenger RNA, 666 nt
Organism: Trachymyrmex cornetzi
Lineage: Eukaryota; Metazoa; Arthropoda; Insecta; Hymenoptera; Formicidae
Exons: 1
Coding region: 16-534 (172 amino acids)
Cellular component (GO): extracellular region
Molecular function (GO): chitin binding
Source: RefSeq, a predicted model, not a curated record